Molecule: messenger RNA, 1701 nt
Organism: Diaporthe amygdali
Lineage: Eukaryota; Fungi; Ascomycota; Sordariomycetes; Diaporthales; Diaporthaceae
Product: HC-toxin efflux carrier TOXA
Exons: 4
Coding region: 1-1701 (566 amino acids)
Biological process (GO): transmembrane transport
Molecular function (GO): transmembrane transporter activity
Source: RefSeq, a predicted model, not a curated record
AUGGCACACGCGACAGGCUCGACGACGGCAUCGUCCCAGAAACGCGGUGUCCCACCAGGUCCAGGUGCGCUAAAGGGUAUCGACGACACUGCAUCUACCACCCAGCCUGAGCCGCAGUACCUGUCCGGGCUCAAAUUCGUCUGCGCCUUUACCUGCAUCUGUAUCAUCCUCUUUCUUGUUGUCUUAGAUGGUAGCAUUGUCUCGACCGCCGCGCCGACCAUCACCGACGAGUUCAGGUCGCUCAAUGACCUUGGUUGGUACAGCAGCGUUUACUACAUGACGUUCUGUAUUGCCCAGCUACAGUUCGGCAAACUCAACGUCCGCUACCCCAUCCGCAUUGUCUACAGUUGCUGCAUGUUCCUAUUCCUCGUCGGUUCAGCCAUCUGUGGCGCCGCACCCAACUCACCCGCCUUGAUCAUCGGUCGUGCUAUCGCCGGUAUUGGAUCCGCUGGUCUCCUGGUCGGCUCCUUCGCCCUGAUUCCGGUUCUCACCCCGCCCCUGCGCCGGCCUCUCGUCACUGGCAUCAUCGGCGGCGUUCUGGGCUUCGGCAUGAGCGUCGGUCCCAUGAUUGGCGGCGCCUUUACUGAAAAUAUCACAUGGCGAUGGGCCUUUUACAUGAAUCUCCCUAUUGGUGGCUUCUGUUACUUUGGCUUUUUCUUCCUUGUUUACCCGCCCAAGAUUGCGCCCGCGAAGCCUUUGACGCUCGGAAGAUUCUUUCACACAUUGGAUCUGUAUGGUCUGCUGACCGUGACCCCUUGCGUUGCUUGCCUUCUCAUCGCGCUCCAGUGGGGAGGAACCACAUAUGCCUGGUCCAACGGCCGCGUUAUCGCCUUGCUCACCUUGUUCGGCAUCCUGGUCCUGGCAUUCAUUGGAGUGGAACUCUGGGUAGGCGACGACGCCAUGGUACCCAAGCGCGUGGUCAAACAGCGCAGCGUUAUCGCAUCCGUCCUAUUCGCUUUCACGAAUGGAGGCUCGUGCUAUCUUUUCGCCUACUAUAUCCCCAUCUGGUUCCAAGCUUGCAGAGACAACGAUCCAAUCCAAGCCGGAGUCAACAUGCUCCCGCUUGUGAUUGCGCAAACGAUAGCAUCCAUCUCGUGCGGCCUUGGCGUCGCAUCCACUGGCUACAUCUGGCCGUUCAUGACGGUAGCCUCGGUCUUCACUGCCAUUGGAGCAGGUCUUUUAACCACGUUCCAAGUCGACAUCUCCGAUGAUAAAUGGAUUGGGUACCAAAUUAUUUAUGGAAUAGGCAUGGGCCUGGCUGCCCAAACACCCCUUAUGGUCGCGCAGAACGUAGUUGCUCUUGAGGAUAUUGCGAUCGCGUCUAGUCUCAUCAUGAUGAUGCAGGCUAUUGGAGGGUCCGUCUUCAUCUCUCUGGUCCAAGCCGUCUUCACAAAUAGCCUUACCAAGAACCUCGUCGGAACUGGCCUAUCUGAGAAGCAGAUCUCUGACGCACUGGCAGGAGGAGUUACGAACAUCUCGGAUGGAUUGACAGGCACGCUCCGAGCCCGGGUGCUCGACGUCGUCAACGACUCUCUGACACACGCUUGGUUAGUCUCUGUGGUACUCACUUCUGUCAGUCUCCUCGGAGCUCUGGCCGUCGAGCACCGAAAAAUCAGAGGCAAGGAGGCCAAGUUGUUGAAGGGUAAUGGGGCUGCGAACGAGGAGGCAAAGGAGGGCAGGACCGAGAAGGCCGCCUUCUAG